This is a messenger RNA of Hemicordylus capensis (graceful crag lizard), 3733 nucleotides long. RefSeq names its product growth differentiation factor 6 (gene GDF6). The transcript has 2 exons. The record is from RefSeq and is a predicted model, not a curated record. Gene Ontology annotation, biological process: BMP signaling pathway; SMAD protein signal transduction. Gene Ontology annotation, molecular function: growth factor activity; cytokine activity. NCBI's taxonomy places the organism in Eukaryota, Metazoa, Chordata, Lepidosauria, Squamata, Cordylidae. Gene Ontology annotation, cellular component: extracellular region. The coding region runs from base 83 to 1372 and encodes 429 amino acids.
CGGGCUGGGCUGGUGCUGCUGGCCGUGGGCGCCGAGCGAAGCGGGGCCGCGCUUUGCUCCGGGGCAGCAGUGCUCGCUCGCUAUGAAUGCGGCCCGGGCCCUGCUCUCCGCCGUGUUCCUCGCCUGCUUCUUCUGGGGGGAACUGCCGUGUUGCCAGCAGGCUCCCAUCCCCGCCGCCGCCGCCGCCGUGGUCUCGCCCUCUGUCAGGGAGCCGCCCAAGGGCAUGCGGAGCCGCCGGGAGGGCAAAUCGCCUCGAUCGCCCAGAGACGCCCGGAAGGGGGGGUCCUUGGGCGCCCAGCCGCGCGUGGAGCCCCACGAGUACAUGCUCUCCCUCUACCGGACCUACUCCAUCGCCGAGAAACUGGGCAUCAACGCCAGCUUCUUCCAGUCCUCCAAAGCCGCCAACACCAUCACCAGCUUCGUGGACCGAGGGCGAGACGAUCUUUCGCCCAGCAUUUUAAGGAGACAGAAGUAUUUGUUUGAUGUAUCCACUCUCUCAGACAAAGAAGAGCUGGUGGGAGCCGAACUGCGGGUCUUUCGUAAAGCCCCCGGCUAUCAUUUCUCCAAAGAGCAGACAGGCCUGGCCCAUUUGCAGCUCUCCUCCUGCCUUUCGGGCCGCCUCCUGGACUCCAGGACCCUGGACCUGCAGGAGGUGUCUGCCCAGGUCGGUGGCGGCUGGGAAGUGUUCGACGUGUGGCAGGCGUUGCAGCCCCACCAGGCCUGGAAGAAGCAACAGCAGCACCCACUCUGCCUCGAGCUACGAGCCUUGGCGGGGACUCGAACUCGUCAACAGCAGCAGCUGCUGGACUUGCGCAGUCUGGGCUUGGGGCGAGGCGCGCGGCCGCAGCAGGAAAAGGCGCUGUUGGUGGUUUUCACCAAGUCAAGGCGGAAGAAUCUUUUCGCAGAGUUGCGCCAGGAGCUGGGAGCGCAGCAGCAAAGCGCGCAGGUGCUUUCCCAGGAGCCGCCGGCAGCCCUCAAGCUGCGCUUCAAGAGCCGCCGCACGAGGCGAACGGCCUACAACAACCGCCACGGGAAGCGGCACGGCAAGAAGGCCCGCUUGCGGUGCAGCAAAAAGGCCUUGCACGUCAACUUCAAGGAGCUGGGCUGGGACGACUGGAUUAUCGCCCCUUUGGAGUACGAAGCCUACCACUGCGAGGGUGUCUGCGACUUCCCGUUGCGCUCGCACCUGGAGCCCACGAACCACGCCAUUAUCCAAACCCUCAUGAACUCCAUGGACCCGGGCUCAACGCCGCCGAGCUGCUGCGUGCCCACCAAACUCACUCCCAUCAGCAUCCUUUACACGGACGCGGGCAACAAUGUUGUCUACAAGCAGUACGAGGACAUGGUGGUCGAGUCCUGCGGGUGCAGGUAGCAGCGUGCCGCCUCCUCUCUGGCGUCACGACCCCCGCUGGAGGGGUGCAGAAAAGAAGCCUUAGCGAACUUGGGAAGUAGGCGCGGUGGUGGACUCGCAGCAGAGGCCGGAGGCGAGGGCUGGCCCCGCACGUGGAGGGGAGUAAAGGCGGCUGCGGAGCUCACGUGGCCUCAGUCUGUCGCGCGCCAGGAAAGCCCGCCUGCGGAGUGUUGAGGAGCUCGCUCAAGCCAACUUCCUGGGGAAGGAUGAACGAAUGGGACAGCCAAAAAUGCGCGCGCCCUCUCCUCCCCCAGCCGCCAGUCACUUUUCAAAAUUCCGGUUCCUCCUCCUGAGUGAGCGAUGGUGCUUUUUGGAACGGAGAGUGGAAGGCGGUUCUCUAACUAGGCUGGUAUACUCCGCGCGCAAGCAAAGAAACGCGAGCCAAUCUGCGACUUCCGUAGAGCAUGGGGAGCACGUGGCGAAGGAAGGAAGGGCGUGAAUGUGUGUGGCACAUACCUUGUCCUUAUUGCUGAGUAACCGCCGGACACAAUCGACUCCCAAGCAUUUGGCACUAGGAGGGAGAUCCUCCCAUUGGGUGUGUGACCGCUGCAGGCCAUGAAUCUCUUGACGCAGUAACUGAGGACGUGGAAGAGUAUUGUUUUUUGCUUCGCUCACCUCCCAUCUGCAAACAGUGACUGUCGGAGAGGAUGGAAGGAAAGCAAGCAGGGAGGGAGGGAGGAGCGGGGAGGCACGCUAGAUUAUUUCUUGGGUUAAGCUCUGCUUUUUAGUUCACAGUUGCGAGAAAUGGCAGAAAUUGAAUCCGUUUUCUCAAGUGACGCAUAUGUUGGUGUUCGUAUUUUCCCUCGGGAAGGUAGACUAGGAUGUGCGUACGCUUAAGUUUUAAGUCGCUCUCUUCCACUUCUCAUCGUUCACACGUGCGCACAGAUUGGUGGGAGAGGCAGGCUUCCAGGGGCCUUUCUCUUCGGAAUUGUAGCUUAGCCCUUCUACAGGUCGCAUGGAAAGAAUCGUGUCUGCUCAAGACAGAAUUGAGACCAGCGAAGCAACUAGCCAGGAGAAAGAAUUCUCUGGGAUUGUCGUCGGAAAGAGAACUAGGGAACAGAGAAGGCAAAAUGCUGCCACUUGAAGUGCUGAAUCAUGUUCUCGUAAUUAUGAGAAUCUAGACUCCCUUUUAAGGGAAGUAGUGGGAGAGAGUAAGGCGCUGGCUUGAAAUGUGGAGAGGGGAACGCUUCUCUCCCCCACCCCCUGCUAGAUUACAGGACCCAAGUAGUUUUAACACCCACGCUCCCCCCCACACAAACUGAUUCUAAAUUGUAGUUACUACCACCUAGCGCUAGUUUGGGCUUUAAAAUCUGGUAAUAAGAAGCUAAGAGAAUAGUUGGGUAAUUUUGGAACACACAGAUAAGGGGCGUUUAAAUCAGUCUGGAAACACGUUUUCAGUUUCAAGGUAAGUGUCACCAUGUACCUAAUAAAUCUGAGAAAAGGCAGGGGAGGCUGGUAGGCAAGAAGUAUUUGCAAAAGCAGCAGUGUUACAGGGCAUAUGUAGAUGUUAGGCCGGAAAGCACGUCACUCAACCUUUACCUUCUCAACCUUCCAUCAGUAUGGCUUUACAUAAAGAAAAUGCACUUCUAAGCAUUCCUGAGGUCCAUUAGGAGUUUUCUUCCUCCAAUGCAUUUUAGAGCAGUUAAACUAUCUGAUUUCAUAGAGCAGCAAAAUGACUGUGAGGGAAGAGUGAGUAAUAAUAAAUGAAAAUAAUAUAAAAAUGCUAAUAAAGGAAAGCCUUGGCCAGAAGCAAUAACUUUUUUUUUUUUUAAGAAAAAUGCACAUUUUGGUUUGGAUGCACUGUUGUUCAUAUCGAAGCUGUAAAUAUGUUUUUAUUUAAACAGACUGAGAAGUGCAAGAAUGGAGGAGAACAACAUGCAUUUCCUUUUCUAAUGUCCAGAACACUUAUAUGCACUCAAAAGUUUAAAAUGUCAAAUUUUUAAAAAGUAUAUAUUUGAGUUGUACAGAGUUAAGCAUUAAUCAAAUAUUUCAUUUGUAUGUCUGUAAUGUUACCGGUUUUCUUCUUAACUGUUGUUACAAGGUUUAAGAGUCUGUGCUAAUAAUGGAGAAUUCUUUUCCUCUUGUCUACCUCACCAUGUUGCAAGGGCCUGAUCCAGCAGGAAAGUCUGCCUAUUGUGCUCUUGCACGGCUCCCGUUCAUUUCAACGAAGCAGGCGGCCUUCCUGCAGGGUUUUGCCCAAAAUAUUUACAGCUCUAAAGCUAUCCGAGGUAAAUUACUAUCCAGAACAUUUGCUCAGUACCUUUUUUUACUGGAUGAUACUAAAACUAUGACUUUAUUAUUAAACUUUCCCCCCUAAAGGUC